AGAGAUGGGCCAGGACAAUCUGACGAUGCAAUUCAUUCAUCAUUGCAGUGUGUGUGUGAGAGAGAGAGAGAGAGAGUUGGGGGGGGGUGUGUGUGAGUGUGUUUGUGUGUCAGAUGGUAUUCCUGCUCGUCUCGCUCCACCAGUUAAGUUAAAUCAGAGGCAGCCUCUGGCACACCGCGGUGGUCUCUCUAUCUCUGCGUCUGUCCCGCUCCGAAAGCAUCGACAGCUUCCUGAUUCAGCACCACAGGACUCGCUGAGGCCCUCGCCCAAGGCCUGUAUCAGUCACCACAGACGCCCCCUGCCGUCAGGCCCCUCUGUUUAAAAAGUCCCAGGAUCUGGCACUAAAAAGGGAAAAUGAAGAAUGUAACAGCAGAGAUAUCUCUGACAUGCGGCCUGUCUGGAAUCCACUCAUUCAUCUUCACCCUGAUACCCAUCGUCUACGGCUGUAACUUUGUCAUCGGCAUCGUGGGGAACUGUAUGGUUGUGGCUGUAAUCUACUCCUACAUGAAGCUCAAGACGGUGGCCAACAUAUUGGUGCUCAAUCUCGCAAUUUCUGACCUCAUGUUCCUCAUCACACUGCCCAUGUGGGCCACCUACACCGCCACAGGCUACAACUGGCCCUUUGGGGGAUUCCUGUGCAAGGCCAGUGCCGGGCUGGCGACCUUUAACCUCUACACCAGCAUCUUCAUCCUCACGGCGCUCAGCAUCGACCGCUACCUCGCCAUCGUCCACCCGAUGCGAUCCCGCAUGCUGCGCACCGUAGUGUACGCUCGCAUCUCCUGUGUGGUGAUCUGGUUCGUUGCCUUUCUGCUCAGUGUUCCCACGGCGCUGACCAGGGAGGUCCACGACUUCAAAAACCACAGCAAAGUGUGUGGCAUUCUGCAUCCUAAGGAAAGGUCCUUGAGUAUACAAAAGGCCCUGCUGGCCAUCAGCCUGACGAAGAGCCUGCUGGGCUUCCUGGUGCCCUUCAUCAUCAUCAUCACGUGUUACUGCCUCAUUGGCCGGGCGCUGGUGGGGGCGAGACACAUCCAGAAGAGCUCCCAUUCCCGCGACGACGAGGUACUGCGCAUGCUCGCUGCCGCUGUCCUGGCCUUCUUCCUGUGCUGGAUGCCCCAUCAGGUGUUUCACUUGAUGCAGGUCAUCAGCCAGCUGGCCCUGGUGGAGAACUGCAACAUCCUGGAGAUCAUCGACACCGCCAUACCCUUCACCAUCUGCAUCGCCUUCUUCAACAGCUGCGUUAACCCCAUCGUGUACGGCUUUGUCGGGCGCAACUUCCGCAAAAACUUAAUGCGUCUGCUGCGCUGCUCGCCCAGCGUCUCCACCGGGCAGCACCCCAGCAUCAGCUCCAAGAUGAGCGCCCUCUCUUUCCGGGCCUCCGAAGCACUGAGCCUCACGUCCAAAAGCAAGUCCUCUGACGUUAAGUGACAAAAAGAAAAGAAAGUGGGUUCAAGGUCGCUCUCCCCGCUCUUCUGGUCUGUGGUUAAGGGGCCGGGGACGGAGACGUUCCAUACUUCUCCAACCCCAACUGUAUUCAAAAGCACUGAACCACGCAGAAUGCUUUAAAUGUUGUAUUCAUGUCCCUCUGUAAGACAUCUACUACCCGUCACAUGUCACACAACACUCCAAUGCUUCUCUACAAGCCUGUAAAACAAAUGACACAGAAACCCAGGCGUUCACUCCAUGAAGGCUAGAACAGACUAUACAUGAUUACAGAUGGCUUAUCCCAUUAUUUAUAUAACAUAUGCAUGCACUGCAACAUUUUGCCGCCUAACAUAUUUUAGUUUCUGUGUGCUCGGCAGGUUCACACGUUGGAGCAGUGAUCAAGAGCUCAGCAAAGCUUAGAAAGAAUAACCACCUUGCAUACUCUGCCAGUAGCUGUGUAUGGAACCAUUGGUGUACACGAAUGUGAUGUAAGUUUGAUUACAUACUGAUUAUGAUAACUAAGUGUUUGCAUAAUGCGGUCGAGCUUGGGAGAAACAUGCUGUAUAAAAACACAAACAUUCCAGGCAGUGUGAUCAUUGUCAAUUUAUUUUUGGUGGUUGUCUUUGUGGUAUUUAAACAUGUUGAAUGUACAGUUUGUGAAUAUAUGAAUAAAAUGAAAAAAAUCCACAGUA
Molecule: messenger RNA, 2114 nt
Organism: Notothenia coriiceps (black rockcod)
Lineage: Eukaryota; Metazoa; Chordata; Actinopteri; Perciformes; Nototheniidae
Product: type-1 angiotensin II receptor A
Exons: 2
Coding region: 355-1425 (356 amino acids)
Biological process (GO): positive regulation of cytosolic calcium ion concentration; immune response; calcium-mediated signaling
Cellular component (GO): external side of plasma membrane; membrane
Molecular function (GO): C-C chemokine receptor activity; C-C chemokine binding; angiotensin type II receptor activity
Source: RefSeq, a predicted model, not a curated record